Messenger RNA from Nicotiana tabacum (common tobacco), 949 nucleotides. RefSeq names its product pectinesterase QRT1-like. The record is from RefSeq and is a predicted model, not a curated record. Gene Ontology annotation, biological process: cell wall modification; pectin catabolic process. Lineage: Eukaryota; Viridiplantae; Streptophyta; Magnoliopsida; Solanales; Solanaceae. Gene Ontology annotation, molecular function: pectinesterase activity.
AUGAACUUUAGAAACGUAAUCAACAUUUGGAGUUUGAUUUUCUUGCUGUUUUUGGCAGAUAGAAGAGUAAUUUUGGCUAGUACUCAACGUUAUAUUACGUGGGAUGAUAUUAAAGUGGAUUCUAGUUCAUUAGAUUUGACAAAUGAAAGAUCGCGCAAGUCUCAGGGAGUGAUCGUAGUUGAUCAAAAUGGUAAUGGAGACUCUGUUACAGUUCAAGGUGCAGUUGACAUAGUCCCUAUCCAUAAUUCUCAAAGGGUUAAAAUUUUCAUUCGUCCCGGAACGUACAGAGAAAAGGUGUUUAUUCCAGCUUCAAAGCCAUUUAUCUCAUUCAUUGGUGAUGAGAACCAAGCUAGAAAAAUCAUUAUUACUGGGAAUAGCAAGGCCUCAGACAAGGACAAAUAUGGGAAUGUGUUGGGCACUUACAAUACAGCCACAGUCGCUGUAGAAUCAGAUUACUUUUCUGCAACUGGUAUCACCAUUGAGGGUUGUGAUCUUUAUUCUGUAGCCGAAGACAACAUAGGAAUAUCAGGAGCAAUUGCAGCACACCAAAGAAACUCAGCUGAUGAAGAUAGUGGAUUCUCAUUUGUUGACUGUAAAAUAAGUGGAAGUGGCAGUAUCCUUUUAGGCAGAGCUUGGGGAGAAUAUUCACGGAUUAUAUACUCAAAUUGCUAUUUUGAUGCUCUUAUAACUCCAGAGGGAUGGUUUGAUUGGAACCAAUUAUCUAGACACAAGCAUGCAGUGUUUGGAGAGUACAAGUGCAAGGGCAGAGGAGCCAAUAGAAAAGGUCGAGUGGAAUGGUCUAAAUCUUUAAAUAAAACCCAAGCUCAGCCCUUCCUCAAUACAAAAUUCAUUGGCGGAGAGCAAUGGCUCAGACUCUAGUUUCGUAAUGACUUUGACAAGUGCAACAAUUUUGAACAAAAAUUUUGUGACAUAGCCACUGAUCUUUUCA